UUUGAGUAGUUAGCCACAGCCCCCAAGUGGUUUAAAAUCAGAAUAAAGAGCCCAAUGGCUGAAUGAAGAAUCUCUCCUUCUGUUUCUUUGGUUCCGACCUGGGCUUCUUAUUAAAACCACCGGGUCGACUCCUUUCGAGUCUCCUCGAAUCCCAGUUCGACUUGAUUCUUUGAAUCCAUGAACUUUCUCGCGUCUCAUAAUUUCUCGACUAUUUAUAGGGAGACCACAAUAGCUGUACCGAGAUAUUGUCUAUAUAAUAAUCUCCAACCUCUCCUCCUCCUCCUCAUUGGGAGCCGAAGCCGAUCGGGGACCUCCAUCCCGCAAUCUCCCUUAGCUCAUCAAUCGGGCGGCGUCAAAGUUUCUUUUUUUCCCUCUUGACUCUUGACCUACACAGUCCAACUUAAGUCCACCACCAACACCAACUCAGCCACUAACCAACCAACCCGCCAUCGCCGUUUUUCUCUUCUUUCUUCCACCUCUUCCUUCCUCCGCCCCCCACCCCGCCUAACGCCUCGUCUUCUUAUUAUCUGGCGGAGGUCUCGUUGAUGGAAACGCAAUGGCUGCUGCGAGUGGAACUGAGCUGCACGCCGACGGCGACAUGAAAUCACCCAUCUCCAGCCCCGAAGACGACAUCCCCGACCAGAUCGGGUCAAACGGGUCCACUCCCACGGGCAUCGCAACCCCUCAGCCCGAUCCCGCGGACAAGCGUCUGCCCUCCAUCAUGCAUAACUACUUCCAGGUUGGUUCUUUCUCUGGUGAAAAAGCGAAUUUGCCCCGGCUCUGGUCAUAUCUCUCGAAGUCUUCCUCGGUGGAUCCCUCUCCAUCACAAACACCCACACAAUUCUCCUCCACCACUACCACCACCACCACUACCCAUCACCCGAGCACCUCCUCCGAGUCCUUCGUCAUGAUGGAGCGGGAGGAUGGAGAGGGUUUAGAUAAGAUGGAGGUGAUGCCUACCACCAACCUUCCUACUCCGCCCCAUUCUUUGCUCCAGCAGGAGUCAGACGAGAUGGACCUUGCGUCGAGUCUCGAGCAGACCGACGGGCCUUCGAUAUUUCAUAUGUUGAAGAAAUAUCUCAACCCGUCCACCUCCGUCCCUCCUUCUCGCCGUCAAACUUCCCUACCAGUCUCUAGCGUCUCUGAUGACCCCGUUCUUGCCACACAUUUUUCCAAUCCAUCUAUUCCUUCUGCUUCUUCCGAUGCUGCUUUUUGCCCCUCUGAAGCUCCUUUGCUCAACCACGAGAUGCCGCACGUUUCCAUAUCUUCCGAGAACCUUGCCAAGCUGACUGGAAACGCACCCGAUGGGAAGUCCGUCACCUCCGCCCCGCGCGCGAGCGAGUCCGAGGAGUCGCAAGAGGAACAGCAACGGCAAGAGCAACAACCACACUCGGACGGUAUGGACAGUUCCACCGACGAAAUCGCUAUGAAGCUCGACGAGGCUUUCCCCCGCCAAUCCAGCGCCUCCCCUCAGAAUGGAGCUCCUGUGGGGCCACUGAAGGGUAAAUUGUUUGUGAAGAUCUCCGAGGGCCGCGGAUUGCGCCCCAGCUUCGAUCCCUACGUCGUUUGCGUUUUCGAGUGGAACGAGUAUAUCUCCGGGGGUGCCCGAUCUGGGGAAGAGGAGAAGAAGCGGCGGCAGAUGCAAUCGGAUGCCGAGGCUGGUAUUCCCAUGGCCAUCCCGAUGAAGAGCCGCCAAAGUAGCUACAACAGUGCCCUGGACGGGCACGAUCACAAGGGGCGAACCCCCGUGACGGAUCCCCAUUGGGAUCAUGAGGCGGUCUUUGAUGUACUCGGUGACCAGUCCGAGGUCGAUGUUACCGUUUACGACCGCAGCAACCAAGAGGCGUUCCUGGGCCACGUGCGCCUCGCCAUCAAUCUGAAGGAAGACCACAGCCGGUUGGAAGGCUGGUUCCCACUGGUCGCUCGUGCUGCGGGAGACAGCCAGGUGUCGGGCGAGAUCCAUCUGCAGAUGCGAUUCGAGAUGACGGAGCGUAGACAGGUGGGCCCGAACGACUUCCACAUUCUGAAGCUCAUCGGCAAGGGAACCUUCGGUCAGGUCUACCAGGUUAAGAAGAAGGAUACUGAGCGGAUCUAUGCCAUGAAGGUCCUUUCUAAGAAGGUGAUCAUUCAAAAGAAGGAGGUAGUGCACACAUUGGGCGAGCGCAACAUUCUCGUGCGCACUGCAAUGACGGCGUCGCCGUUUAUCGUUGGUCUGAAAUUCUCUUUCCAGACCCCCACGGAUCUGUACCUGGUCACGGAUUACAUGUCUGGCGGUGAACUGUUCUGGCAUCUCCAGCGCGAAGGUCGCUUCCAGGAGGCCCGUGCCAAGUUCUACAUUGCCGAGUUGAUCUUGGCACUACAGCAUCUGCACGAUCAUGAUAUCGUGUACCGCGAUUUGAAGCCGGAGAAUAUCCUGCUUGACGCUAACGGUCACAUUGCGCUGUGUGACUUUGGCCUUUCCAAGGCCAACUUGAGCCAAAACGAUACCACCAACACGUUCUGUGGUACCACCGAGUAUCUUGCCCCGGAGGUCUUGCUGGACGAGCAAGGAUACACCAAGAUGGUUGAUUUCUGGUCUUUGGGAGUCUUGGUCUUUGAGAUGUGUUGUGGUUGGAGUCCGUUCUACGCCGAGGAUACCCAGCAAAUGUACAAGAACAUUGCUUUCGGCAAAGUGCGGUUCCCCCGCGAUGCGCUCAGCACCGAGGGUCGGAAUUUCGUCAAGGGUCUGCUGAACCGGAAUCCCAAGCACCGACUCGGCGCCAAUGGCGAUGCGAAGGAGCUUAUGGCACACCCCUUCUUCAGUGAUGUUGACUGGGAGGCCUUGGGCCGCAAGCAGGUCAUUCCCCCAUUCAAACCAAAGCUGCAGUCCGAUCUCGACACCUCGAAUUUCGACCCGGAGUUCACCAAUGCCCUGGAGACCAACAACUCCCUGCAUGAGCGCGCAGCCGCUCUGGCUAAUGGCUUGAUGCCCGGGUCCACCCCUCUGUCUCCUGGCAUGCAAGCCAACUUCAAGGGCUUCACCUUUGUGAACGAGAGCUCGAUCGACCACCACCUUAAGCACGACCCUGCUGACCGGAUGGACGAGGACCCCAUGCACGAGGAGUCAUGGCAGCGCACGCACCGGGCUACGAACUCGAACGAUCAGCGCAUGAGCGGCGUUCAGAAGACGGACGGGACGGAGCCAGGGAUCUUCAACGUUGACGACAAUUUUGACAUGUGAUUACGUAUCUCCUAUUGUUCUCUCUCUUUUUCCUUUCGUCUCUCAUUGCAUGAUCAUGGAGUCCUGAUCCGGCAUAAAUUUUGUCCUUGUCCUUGUCUGGUAUAUGUCUCUGGAUGCAUAUCUUGGUAGCCCGCAGCACGAGUAUGGGGUCUUAUCUAGUAUUUGUUUCCAUCACGUUUUCCUUCUCACGUUACCCCUGUUACACCUGUUCUCUUGCUUUUAACGCCUCAUUCUUGUUUCUCUGUCUCUGCCCGGGUGGUGGUUUUGGUCUCUGGCUUCAUUUCGACUUCGAUCUCGAAUUUCCAACUUGCCUCUUCCCUCUUCUGCACUCUUCGCAGCUGUUGCUCUUUUUUCCCCGCAUGUAUGGCUUUUUCGCGAUCAUGCUCGUGUUCCUGUUCCUGUUCCUGUUCCUUGUUCCUGGUCUGGUCUGACAGAUGAUGAAAUGCCGCUUUCAAUCACGGUCUUGAUGAUUGUGUCCCAAUUGUCUUCCCACCCGCGUUCUGUUCGGCAGUUCAGCUACAUACAUACCCCCGUCCCUUUUGAAUUCUGAGUUGUUUGGUAGUACUCAGGAGGGCUUGCAUUUUCUCUUAUUAUUCUUGCGCUGAAUUGAUAUUUCGCGGUUUCUGGUUCUCAA
Molecule: messenger RNA, 3854 nt
Organism: Penicillium subrubescens
Lineage: Eukaryota; Fungi; Ascomycota; Eurotiomycetes; Eurotiales; Aspergillaceae
Gene: schA
Product: serine/threonine protein kinase SCH9
Exons: 4
Coding region: 557-3220 (887 amino acids)
Biological process (GO): protein phosphorylation
Molecular function (GO): protein serine/threonine kinase activity; ATP binding
Source: RefSeq, a predicted model, not a curated record